This is a messenger RNA of Musa acuminata subsp. malaccensis (wild Malaysian banana), 677 nucleotides long. RefSeq names its product sulfiredoxin, chloroplastic/mitochondrial. The record is from RefSeq and is a predicted model, not a curated record. Gene Ontology annotation, cellular component: cytoplasm. Gene Ontology annotation, biological process: cellular response to oxidative stress. Gene Ontology annotation, molecular function: sulfiredoxin activity. Lineage: Eukaryota; Viridiplantae; Streptophyta; Magnoliopsida; Zingiberales; Musaceae.
UCGCUCUUUUGGGGGCUUCGAGUUCCUCGAGCCCGUCUAAUUCCUUCUUUCGUGUGAUGUGAGGAGUAGAGAACCAAAAAUGGCGAACCUAGUCUCGCUUGCCCAUACCGCCCUCUGCAGCUACACCUCGCGUCCGAUUAGAGCUUCCUCCAAUGGGGUUCCAUUCUCGAAGCCUAAAUCUGGAGGACCGGCGAUUCUGGAGCUACCUCUUAACAAGAUUCGGCGGCCGCUGAUGCGGACGCGGGCGAACGACCCCGAAAAGGUGAAGGAGCUCAUGGAGAGCAUUAGACAAAUUGGGCUCCAGGAACCUAUUGAUGUGCUGGAGGUGGAUGGAGUUUACUAUGGUUUUUCUGGAUGUCACCGUUUCGAGGCUCAUCAGCGCCUCGGUCUCCCAACAAUUCGCUGUAAAGUCCGACGAGGAACAAAGGAAACAUUAAGGCAUCACAUGCGAUGAACUAGAAUCUGUGGCAAAGCAUCGCUUUUCUCUUUAUUUUUCAAGAUAAGUCAUAAACUACUCCUUCAAUGUACUUGAAUCAUCAAAUCUACAGAUAUUGAUCUACACAAAGCUCAAUGACUGAAAAAAAUCCAUAUUAUUGGCCUCAAAUUGUUGGAAUAUUACAACUUGUUAUUGUUGUAUAUAUCAAUAUUUACAUAGUCAAUCUUUGUGCUACUAUAUU